This is a messenger RNA of Drosophila ananassae, 2189 nucleotides long. Its product is annotated as vesicle-associated membrane protein 2. Gene Ontology annotation, biological process: vesicle-mediated transport; vesicle fusion. The transcript has 6 exons. The coding region runs from base 186 to 758 and encodes 190 amino acids. Gene Ontology annotation, cellular component: SNARE complex; plasma membrane. Lineage: Eukaryota; Metazoa; Arthropoda; Insecta; Diptera; Drosophilidae. Gene Ontology annotation, molecular function: SNAP receptor activity; syntaxin binding. The record is from RefSeq and is a predicted model, not a curated record.
CAAGUGCAUAGAGUAAUCAUCAUUAAAAUCAUCGUCGCACCGCCAGCCGAAUUCGUAGAGACAACCACCACGGGCUGCAACAGCACCACCUGAAGAAACCACUCAGAAAAAACCGAAAACACAACCCAACACAGAAAUAGCACAGAAACCGAGGUAAAGCUCUCAGUUUUUUGUGAGGCUCUGAAAUGGGCAAGAAAGACAAGAACAAGGAACCGGCGGACGCUGCACCAGCUGGCGAUGCACCACCAAAUGCCGGAGCUCCGGCCGGAGAGGGCGGCGAUGGCGAGAUUGUGGGCGGGCCACACAAUCCCCAGCAGAUUGCGGCACAGAAGCGUCUCCAGCAGACACAGGCGCAGGUCGAUGAGGUGGUCGACAUCAUGCGCACAAAUGUGGAGAAGGUGCUGGAGCGCGACAGCAAGCUGUCGGAGCUGGACGAUCGUGCCGAUGCCUUGCAGCAAGGUGCCUCGCAGUUCGAGCAGCAGGCGGGCAAGCUCAAGAGGAAAUUCUGGCUCCAGAACUUGAAGAUGAUGAUCAUCAUGGGCGUGAUUGGACUGGUUGUCGUGGGUAUCAUUGCAAAUAAACUCGGCCUCAUAGGCGGGGAGCAGCCGCCCCAGUACCAGUAUCCCCCGCAGUACAUGCAGCCACCGCCGCCGCCGCCGCAGCAGCAACCCGCCGGAGGACAGUCGUCGCUGGUGGAUGACGGAGGAGCAGCAGGCGGAUCAGCCGGAACAACCGGGGGCGAGCACGGUGGCGUAUAAGUAACGUAAGGCCAUCCUUAGCCAGCCAAUCAGCCAGGAGGGAAGUUUCUUGAUGACGAUGAUGAUGAUGACGAUUGCCGAUGUGGCGGAAAGAAAAAAACCAAACCAAAAAGGAAAACUCAGUUAUACUAGAAAAAAACUCAAUAAUAAUUUCCACUUAAACGAUGUUGAUGGGCACGAGUUGAGAAAGGGGAGAGAGGUUUUAAGUAACUUAUGUCAUAAUAUUAAUACUAAAUCUAAAGAAGACGCUCCGGACAAAUUAAAGUUGUUGCUAAUUUGUUUAUGGUUACAUUAUUUCAUGCAUAAAAACAAAUGGUAUAUAUAAAUAUAAAUAAAUUAUAAAUAUAUGAAAUUUGAAAAUAUUUACGAGUAACUCGAAAAAAAAACCCUAGAAAACUAUGCCACUUACUAUACUAUAUUGAACUUGGAUCUCUAGGCUGCACUGGCAACAAGGAGCGCCAGUGGAGCAGGAGGACAGGCAGUCGCUUCCCGAUGUUCGCAGCUCUUUGAACUCAGUUUCCUUAGCAAAUCUAAAAAAUAUAUAUAUAAAUAAAUGAUGUACUAACUAGAUGAAAUGAAAAGACACUACUAUUUCGGAACAAAAUCCCAUAUAGAGAAGACACAGCUUUGUUCCUAAGUAAAGUUACGCAAAAAAUUAAAAAAAGAACUUUGAAGUGUGUAAUCCAAAAAUACAAAAACCAAAACUGAAAAAUUUGAAAUCGAAAUGCCAUAUAGCCUAAAGCCUGCAAUCGGCUUGGACACAAAUUAGAAACCGAUUAAAAAUAUGCAAAAGUAAUUGAAAAUUAAAUGUAUUCAUGGAACUUUACUAUGUAACAGAACAUAUUAGAAAAGCAAGUGUAGAAAUUCGAAACCUGGAGGGAUCUGAUAUCUGAGAGAAAAGAAAUCUAGUAAAAAUAUACAAAUGAGGUUUAUUUGCAGCUUUAUGUUUAUUGUGCAAUCAUUAACGUUGUGUUUAAGAAACAUAUUGUUCGAAAGGGUUCGAUUGAAAGAUGAAACCAAACAGUUCAACGAUUAAAAAUUAAGCGCUAGACACACAAUAUACGUUGGUUAUGGAACAGAUUUGUUUAUUUAACUCGAAUCAGGCCGAGACGCCAGAGGCAAUUAACAUAUGUAUGUAUAUUUCAAUGUUACGAGUAAUAGUCGGAGGAGGAGAAGAAUACCCUAGGCAUAUACGAUAUAUAUGUGUGUAUAUGCAUGUAACGAUAUGAUAUUUAGAUCUCACACACUCCACCACCUAAUCUCAGAACCCCAUACCCGAUCAACACUACCGAUCUAUCAGACUCAGAACCGAUUGCUAUGAGAAAUAAAUCUUGAAAACUUUGAGACACCCAUUCCAUUCGUCGUAGCACAUAUUGUACUUAACUUGUUCGAAAUGAAAAGAAAAAUAAAUAUACCUAUAUUAACGAUUAA